GGAAGAGGAGCGGUGCUACAAUCAGCCAGAACUUGCAUACAACAUCGCGGACACCUGUAAGACGGACGGGCAUACCGGGUAAUAUCUCCACAGCAGAGCCAUGGUGAUCCUGGCCAUGCCUCCCUCGACUUCGACCACCGGACAUUUAGCUCUCGCGCUCUGCAGCGACAGGUGCAAACAAGCUUCUCAAGCCUCUUGGGGGCUGCACAUGAGGGUGCCCCCGCAACGGAGCUCCAUGUUGCUCCAUCUGGCAUCGUCUGAUUGGCCAAUAAGGAGCUGCGAAGAAAACGAAACGAAUCCUAUGUUUCAAGCCACCCCAACGGAUGACGCGGCGAGCUAGCAAGCUCCACGGUUCGCUGCCAAAGUCAAAGCAAACAGACUCCGGCAGCUGUAGAGUUCGUGAAUCCCAAAGGGCCAGACAGCAACAACCAGACGAUCCAGUUAAACGGCAAGACAGACACCGUCUGUUCCGCCCUUUCGCAUCCAUUACCUUGCUCCCCCAUCUAUCGCACGACUCAAACCCAGAACAAGGGGCGCCAGAAUAAGCAGCCACGCAAAGAGCCCGCCCGGCCACAACGGAGCUUUUACGCGAAUUGGCUGCCCCUUUCCCGCCCGCAUAAGGAUCGCUUACCUCCCCGAUAUUGCCUCCGCCUGCCAUCCAACCCCAUCAGCGGACGCUGCAGGACGGGGUUUGCUCCUCCCAAAGACGCCCCAGUUGCCACGAGAGGAAGGUCCCCAGACCUAGCAUCGGUUCACCCCCCUCAUUGCAGAUCGAUCGCCCAGCUCGCGGCCACCAUGCCCACGACCGGUGGUGGCCUUCAUGAACACGGGGGAGGAGGCCCCAAGGAUGCGCGCCCGGCCGCAGCGGCAGGAUCCGCUGACGAAGGCACGCCUCUCCUCCCGGGGCAGGUGCAUGAUUCGGCCCAGCCAGGCCUCUGGGAUACUUUAAAAGGAUGGACUCGCCGUCGUGUCUUCCCCAUUGUGCUCUUCUCACUUCUCCUCGUCACCGGCCUGAUCAUCGCCCUCGUUGUCCCGGCAGUUACAGCCCAUAACCCCGACAACCCAGGCAAGAUGAACUCGACCGCCCUGUGCCUAACGCCGGCGUGCAUCCACGCCGCCUCCGAGUUCCUUUACAACCUAUCGCCCAGGUACCAAGAAAUCGAUGCGUGCACCAACUUCGAGGAGAUGGUGUGCGGUGGGUGGAGGCAGCGUCACAACAUGCGCUCCGACCAGGGGAACAUCAACUCCCUGGGUUUGAUGAAUGACGCGAACCAGGAUAUUCUCCGCUCCGUCAUGGAGAGCCCCUACCCGGAGGUUUCCCAGCACUCCGCAUUCUCCCCUCGCAACCUUGACGUCGACCCCGCCACCCUCGACAAGGAGAACUUUGCCGAGAUCCAGAGGGCCUACAACGCAUGCAUGGCCAUUGACGACAUCAAGAAGGUCGGCAUUCAGCCGCUGCAAACCGUUCUGACCGAUCUCGGCUCGACUUUCAAGGACACGUCGGAUAUUUCCGAGACCAUCCUCUUUAUGGAGCGUCUCGGAAUCCCUCAUCUCCAGGGCCUCGGCGUCGGCUCGGAUGACAAGGACCCUAAUGUCAUCGUCAUUAGCACUGGACCGCGCUCCGCUCCUGGUCUUUCCUCCAAAGCGUACUACAACGACGACUCGGUCAUGUCACAGUAUCAGGAUGCCAUCAGCAAGGUCCUCGGCGCCGUCCUGUCAAAUGCCUCUGCAAACGCCGCCGGUCUCGCUGAGAAGAUCGUCAAGUUCGAGAAGGACAUUGCGGCUUUUACCCCCAGCCUGUCCCAGCUUCGUGACCCGGGCCAAUCGUACAACGUAAUGACGCUCCAAGACACAACCAAACUCGCCCCGCAGCUCGGUCUGGAGAAAGUGCUCAAGAGCCUUGCUCCGACCAACUACACCAUUGACCGGAUGAUCACCUCGUUCCCGCCAUUUCUGUCCAACGUCUCGGCUCUCCUGAGCAACACUCCGAGCGACACUGUCAAGGGCUUCUUCCAGUGGAAGGCAAUCCAGGGUCUGGCUCAAACCGUAGACGCCACUGAGCUGAAACCGUACAAUCAGUUUAUGAACAGGCUGGGCGGAAAGGACGCCGAUGCUCAAACUGAACGCUGGCGGACGUGUCUCUCUUCGGUCGACAGCAGCCUUGGAUGGAUUCUCAGCCGAUUCUACAUCGAGAGGGCGUUUUCCAGCAAGGCGAAGGACUUGGGCAACCAAAUCAUCCUCGACAUCAAGGACCAGUUCACUCAGAGGAUCGAGAAGGCUGAGUGGAUGGACGCUGAUGCCCAGACGGUCGCCAAGGCUAAGGUCAAGAACAUCAUCCAGAAGAUCGGGUACCCUGAUCAGUCGCCCAAUGUCACGGACCCUCAGGCUCUCCAGAACUACUAUGCCGGCCUCAAUAUUUCCGAGAGCUUCUUCAAGAACAACAUCGGGGUCAUGCAGUUCACUGUGAACCGUUCGUGGAGUCAGCUUGGCAAGCCAGCCAACAAGGCCGAGUGGGGCAUGACGGCCCCCACGGUUAACGCGUACUACAACCCUCCAUGGAACGAGAUUGUGUUCCCUGCUGGAAUUAUGCAGUUCCCUCUGUUCGGCGAGGGCCUGCCGAAAUACGUCAACUACGCUGCCUUCGGUGCCGUGGCUGGACACGAGCUCAGCCACGCCUUUGACAACAGCGGCAGGCUCUACGACCUGAACGGUUACCUCAAGGAUUGGUGGUCCAACGCCACUAUCCAGGAGUUCCAGAAGCGGGCCGACUGCUUCAUCAAGGAAUACAGCAACUUCACCGUCCAGGGCACUAACGGGCCACUCAAUGUCAACGGCGAGCAGACCCUCGGCGAGAACAUUGCCGAUGCGGGCGGCCUUAGCGCUGGCUUCUCGGCCUGGCAAUCUCGCAACAAGGCGACGCCAGACCUUCAUCUUCCAGGCCUCGACUUCUUCACCAAGGAGCAACUCUUUUAUGUAGCCUUUGGCAACGUUUGGUGCUCCAAGUACACGCCCCAGGCUCUGACGCAGCGGGUCGUGUCGGACGAGCAUUCGCCGAACAUGUUCCGUAUUAUUGGAACGGCCAUGAUGAACAGCAGGGGCUUUAGGCAGGCGUACAACUGCCCCGCGAAGGAGCCGGUGUGCGAAAUCUGGUAAAGGGCCUCGCGAUAAUUAUUUACCACUCGAAGUUGCUCGGUAUCACUUCACGGAACACCGGCCAAUGGAGGGUUGUUGUCCUUCGCUUGCUUACCGAGUUGGGGUAGAGCCCCUUUGUUGUCUUCUUGCUAAACUCCAAAAUCCUCAAGGGUGACGACUGUCUUGUGGGAUACCUAGCCUUCUUGUAUAGUGACUAUUGGGAAUUAAUCAUUAUGUGCCGCCGCCAAAGGUUGACGGAUGGCUCACAAUAUUUCACGGGCUCUAAAUUUCCCUUGUCAGUUUUUGGAUGAGAGGAGAAAUGCCAGAAUCUCGCCACGCGCCUGCGGAACUGCGAGACUUGGGCUUAUAAUCACC
Gaeumannomyces tritici R3-111a-1 is the source of this 3507-nucleotide messenger RNA. RefSeq lists its product as hypothetical. Lineage: Eukaryota; Fungi; Ascomycota; Sordariomycetes; Magnaporthales; Magnaporthaceae. The transcript is spliced from 7 exons. Bases 796 to 3153 code for a protein of 785 amino acids. Gene Ontology annotation, cellular component: plasma membrane. The record is from RefSeq and is a predicted model, not a curated record. Gene Ontology annotation, molecular function: metalloendopeptidase activity. Gene Ontology annotation, biological process: protein processing.